Molecule: messenger RNA, 1196 nt
Organism: Schistosoma curassoni
Lineage: Eukaryota; Metazoa; Platyhelminthes; Trematoda; Strigeidida; Schistosomatidae
Source: the annotation of a GenBank genome assembly
GAAAAAAGCGCAGCGUUUGUACGUUACGUUACUGUUGUUAAAUCUGCUCAUUGGUUUUUGUGUUUCAUGUUGUUAUCCUGGACUUUGUAGUUUCUGAUUUGUUAUCAGAUGAAAUUGCUUAAUUUCAUGACAACCUACUUAUUGUUUGUAACUUAGAAUACUGCACACUUUGAUCUGAGGUUUCAUCUGGCAAACGGAGUUGAUGUGGCUUACAUUAAGUCGCAAAACGUCGGAAAUAUAAUUUUCUGCUCAUUGAAAUACAACAAAAAGGAUGUUUUCCACUAACUUUCUAUCCAAUGAUCAAUUUAUUUGAAACUGUCAAAUUCAACAUUGAAAUUGAUACCUACAGUAAAAACCAAAUGUUCUCCUCAGAUUAUGAUGGUUGUGAGUCUGACAGUAGUUCAUCCAGUGAUUUGUGUUAUGACAACAGAAGUGUCAAUGCGAUCGAGAUCUCCAAAGCUAAAGCUAUGGAGUUUGAUGAAUUAAUGAACAAAGAACUUGAUUUACUGAUCAGAAGCGUUCACCAUAAAGCACCGGAUUUGAAAACAGGAAAAAAGCAAAAUAAAAAUCUCAGAGUGAGAUUUAAAAAGCAUCAUGACGAUGACGAUGACUUUCCAGUAGAUAAAGAUCCACUUUGCGAUUAUGAAGAAGAUGAGGCUAAUGCUAAAUGGGUACAAGAAAAUCUCCCUGGAGGGAAGAGCGAGAAAUCUGAUGCCAUCCUUAACUGUCCUGGAUGUAUGUCUGUGUUAUCUCUAGUUAGUCAUAGGCACCCACAUUUCAAGACACAAUAUUAUACAGAAUACCCUAUCAAUUGUAUUGUGGACGAAACUCAAAUCAUAUCUCGAACGAUAUCAAAACCACAAAAUGCGAAAAAAUCUCCAGAAAGCAGUUUGAAAUCAAACCGGAAUGUCAUGAAGGAAUAUCACCCGGUCACUUGUAAAGUAUGCGGUAAUUCAGUCGGAUGUAAGGAAAUCCAGACCAAUAUGAUCUACUUCAAUGACAUACUUGCAAGUCAUAGUUAACCGAAGGGAAUUUUUGCACAGGAUAAGUGGUAUGGCUACUUAAUAAUAUUAAGUAGCUUGUUCCGAGUAACAUCAAUUCAUGGACUAGGACUUUUUGUGAACAACUUUAUUUCACUGUAUAUAAGUAAAUUGCUUUUUUUUAUCUCGGAAAUUAAUAAAAUCUCGAGCAAAUGC